Messenger RNA from Saccostrea cuccullata (small rock oyster), 736 nucleotides. RefSeq names its product stimulator of interferon genes protein-like. The record is from RefSeq and is a predicted model, not a curated record. Lineage: Eukaryota; Metazoa; Mollusca; Bivalvia; Ostreida; Ostreidae. Gene Ontology annotation, biological process: positive regulation of macroautophagy; positive regulation of type I interferon production; innate immune response. The annotation marks the transcript as partial. Gene Ontology annotation, molecular function: cyclic-di-GMP binding; 2',3'-cyclic GMP-AMP binding. Gene Ontology annotation, cellular component: endoplasmic reticulum membrane; autophagosome. The transcript is spliced from 3 exons.
GGUUUGAUGAGACUAUCGCAAAGACCUUUGCAAAAUACAACAAAAGCACACCCGUAUGCAAGAAGAAAGUGUAUAUUAUUGUCCCGAGUUCUUGUGAGUGCCACGCCUCGCUAGAAGAAGCUGAUCCACGCAUUCAUCUUGUUGAAACCAUACCUCGAAAGUAUGUCAAUCUUGCUGGAACUAUAAAGCGACCAUAUAGCUUUGACAUGUACAAGUUCGAAGAAAAUGGCGAGAUAUAUUUCUUUGUUGGUCAAUAUGCAGCUCCAGUUACCUGCCUAAAUGAUAUGUGGAAACUGAAGAUUGCAGGGUUAAAUGAACGUGACAUGGUUAAACAAGCCAGGAAAUUCUGCCAUGAAAUCCAAAAUAUUUUAAGUCAGAAAUUAGUGGAAGAAAUUUCCCAAAAAUGUGAAGUUGUUUUCUAUGAUGAUUCGAAGUAUUCUCUCUCAGAGGAAAUGAAGAGAAGGCUACAUUGAAACAGAUAAUUUGGGUAUUGUAUAUUGAUUCUGAAUUUUGUGCAGCCAGUGUUUUUUCAAUUGUCAUUCUUGUUAGCUAUGAAUAAUUUGGGAUAUGUAUUUAUUUUAUCAUAUUUUUAUUGUUUCAAAUUUUGUAAUUAAUCUAAAAACGAACAGCUUUUAUCAAUGCUUAAUUUACUAUUAAUGGAGUUUAAACAAACCCUGCAUAAAUCAGUCAUCAGAUUUUAUUUUAACAUUUAUAAUAUAUUUGAGGGAGUUUACAU